Messenger RNA from Indicator indicator, 775 nucleotides. It is a transcript of the gene GOLT1B, whose product is annotated as golgi transport 1B. The transcript is spliced from 5 exons. The record is from RefSeq and is a predicted model, not a curated record. Gene Ontology annotation, biological process: retrograde transport, endosome to Golgi; endoplasmic reticulum to Golgi vesicle-mediated transport. Bases 5 to 421 code for a protein of 138 amino acids. Gene Ontology annotation, cellular component: endoplasmic reticulum; membrane. Lineage: Eukaryota; Metazoa; Chordata; Aves; Piciformes; Indicatoridae.
CACCAUGAUCUCCCUGUCCGACACCCAGAAGAUUGGAAUGGGACUAACAGGCUUUGGAGUUUUUUUCCUUUUCUUCGGAAUGAUACUCUUCUUUGACAAAGCUCUUCUGGCUAUUGGAAAUGUUUUAUUUGUGGCUGGCUUGUCUUUUGUUAUCGGUUUAGAAAGAACAUUUAGAUUCUUUUUUCAAAAACACAAAAUGAAAGCAACAGGCUUUUUCCUGGGUGGUGUGCUCAUAGUUCUCAUUGGCUGGCCUUUAAUAGGAAUGAUUCUUGAAAUUUAUGGGUUCUUCCUAUUAUUCAGGGGGUUCUUUCCUGUGGUGGUUGGCUUUAUUAGAAGAGUUCCAGUUCUUGGAUAUCUCUUGAAUUUACCUGGUAUAAGCUCGCUUGUAGAUAAAGUUGGAGAAAGCAACAACAUGGUAUAAUGGCAAGAGGGGAGAAGACUGACUCUAAACUUACUGUAUUAUUUAUGAAAUCCUUUUGAAGAAUACUCAGCACAAAGAUUAAGUUGUGUACAAAGGAAAAGCUUGUUACAUUCUUUACGUAAGUUUAAUUUAAAAUGUAUAGUCAACAAUAUACCUUAGAGAAGAAGCUCAGCAAGUAUGCUUCUAGGAAAGUAACUCCAGAGGUCAGGAAGUAAACUGAAGAGGUGAAAGUCAUGGAAUAACCCAUGUUAUAACUGUUCAAGACAAUUUUUGUCGGUUUUGGAAAACACGAUAGAGGCGGUGAACCCUUGUGGAAUUAACAGUGCCUGUACUUUACCUCCUUAUUUUGAAGGU